AUGUCUUCUACACCUGAAGAUGACGUCAAGUCAGAACAAGAAUAUUCAAAGCAAGGGGAGUAUAUGGUUGAAGCCAAUGAGAAUGGAGCAGCCAGCAAGACAAGAUCCAAUUCGGAUGUCUCUUUGAAUAAUCCUUCCAAUGGUUUUCCGACUCCAUCUACAAAUUCAUCAAAGGCUGAUGGCCCUCCAAAAAAGAAGCAGAUGAUUUCAAGGGCUUCAGUUGCAUACCCAAGAAGACGGGCAGUAACAGCUUGUCAAAUAUGUAGGUUACGAAAAACCAAAUGUGACAAUGAGCGUCCUACUUGUGGAUUCUGUGCUAAAGUUGGUCGAUUCUGCGUUUACGAUGACAUGUCAGUAGACCAGUCGAAGUUUGAUCCUGCCAGUUUGGCCAUCCUUGGUAGAGUAGGUACUGCUAUCAACCAGUUGAAUGCUAUCUCAGCGCGACUUGGCAUUAGACCCGAUGGCGUAAAUGGAGCAGCAACUGGUUCAAACACAGGGUCAUCUGGAUCUCCUUCAAAUCUCCCCCCUGUUAUAAUUGAUAACUAUAUUUCCCCAUUUUCUGGAUUGACGCCCUCAGGAUCAUCUUCCACUAAUGGAAAUACCGGUACAUCGUUUUCAACUGCUGGCAUAGCUCCUUCUGGUGGGGUUGAUGAUACCUAUCUAGAGGCCGAUUCGUGCUCAUUGAAUAUCCCAAAUGGUAAUAUGACAGCGGAGAAAAUCCUUCAAUGGCCAAUAUUCAAAGACCUUCCUUACACUCACAAUUUAACACCUUACUGUUACCGAAGACCCGAAUCCUACGAUGCAGACGUCAUGAAUGAAACGUACGAUCUGAAUUAUAAAGAAGCACCUGCUCUUGUAAGGUGUUUCCUAGUCAAUGUUCAUACUAAGAAUACUGUUUGUGAUGUUGCAGCAGUUCAGCAGUAUGCUUGGGAGAUAGCAAAUAAUGGCCCACGCUGGGAUACUCACACGUGUAUUGUAUUGUUAUUGUGCGCGCUGGGAACUCUGGCCAAGCCUAUCGAUAUGAAGGAUUUUGGUGUUCACUCUACUUCUCUAACAGUAGGCGCAUCUAGAAAAAACAUCGCCAAAAGAUACUUUAUCGAAGCCAGGAAGCGAAUUGGUCUGAUCAACCGCUUUUCACUGGACUUGGCACAAUGUUUCUUUUUGUCUGGACAAUUCCACAUGUAUAAUCUGGAGCCUGAUCUUGCAUGGGAAGAUUUUCAUGAAGCUUGUCUCAUUUGCAAGACUUAUUUAUUAGUAAACUCUCCUUCGAAUUUGAACACUGUGAAUAGCAUUUCACGCAGCAGAACCAGAAGUGAUAGCAAUGGUAGUGCUGGUGCGGGUGGACCUGGAAGUGUUAGUAGUAUUGGAACUGCUGGAAGCCCCGUUAUCGACGAGUAUGAUUCUCGUGAUGACGAUGAUCCAAUUCAAGACAAGGCAAGACAAUCUUUGGAGCAACGCUUGUUUUGGACUUGCUUGAAGUCUGAAAUUGAACUUAUUGUUGAAUUGCCUCGACCCCUUUCCGGAAUAGCAAAUGUAACUUAUCCAGUGCCUUUUCCUGCACCGCCUGAGGAUUUCUCUUCAACGGAUGGUGCAUUUCCAAAUGAAGACGAUGUAAUUUUCAAGGACGUUCAAGAGCAAAGCUGGUAUCAUUAUUUAACGGAAAUUCUCCUGCGUAGAGUUAGCAACGAGCUGAUUAACUCUCUUUACAAAUGCGACUUCUCCGAAUGGCUCAAGACGCCACUGGAAGUGUUAUUGAAAAUCGUGGAACGCUGGGAAAUGCAGAUUGCUGAGUGUUAUGCGAAUUUAGCACCCAAAAUUAAAUUUAAUUUUGAAGAAGAACCGAGGAGUGAGAUUCUUGUUUUCUUAUCCUCGAGAUUCCUGGAAAUGUAUGAAUAUCUUUAUCGCCCAAUUGUAUAUUACGCUAUCCAUUGUCCUACAAGCCAUCCCGAGGUCAAGCGGUAUGUCGACAAGUAUUUUUAUUAUUGUGAUUUAAAGUGCGUAAAAGUGCCCAAUGCACAUAGACACCAUGGAACAUGGUACCACUGCAGAGGUAAUUAUACUUUUGCUUUGAUUCUUUUAGCUGCCGCCAAAGGUGGGAUUAUUGAACGUUCGGUUGAGGAGCUUCGAGAAAUCGUAGGGUUUUUUAUUACAUCAUUGAAGUAUUGGGAGGAUGAAUCUCCUGAUCUUAAACAACCAGCGCUCUUAUUGACGAAGAUACUGGAUGAUGUUUGUAAGAGCAAAGAUCAACAAAAAAAGAUAGCCUAG
Molecule: messenger RNA, 2265 nt
Organism: Sugiyamaella lignohabitans
Lineage: Eukaryota; Fungi; Ascomycota; Dipodascomycetes; Dipodascales; Trichomonascaceae
Exons: 1
Coding region: 1-2265 (754 amino acids)
Biological process (GO): regulation of DNA-templated transcription
Molecular function (GO): zinc ion binding; DNA-binding transcription factor activity, RNA polymerase II-specific
Source: RefSeq, a predicted model, not a curated record